GAGGGGUUCCAAACGGUCCCUAUAGCGCAAUACCCGCCAAAAAGUAUGAUAUCAACACUAAUAAAUAUUGUUCUUCAACAUUCAUCCCCUCUUCUUUCCACUUUUCGGAAUUAGUAGUAAAUUUUGAAUUUUCUUUCAAAUAAGUAAAUAUUGAACUUUUGUACUAAAAGCCUAUGAAGACUUCUCGCAGAACUAGCUAUUACUCUUCCGUCGGUGUUGAUGUUGGUGCUGGUGCUUCCACAGUUACUUAUUUUGCGGAAAAUGACCAAUCUACCCCGAAGAUCAUCCAAGUUCCAAUUCAGUCCCCGCCGGAAAAUAAUGAACUUCGGAACCCGUCGGCUCCGAUAGGAAAGGCUGCUGUUAAGAUACAGUCAGCUUACAGAUCUCACGUAGUUCGAAACCUUGUAAAGAAGAUCUCAGCCGUCAAUUCUGAAGCCAAUUAUUUACAGCGUCUUAUCCAACGACAGGACACAGUUGACGCUGUAAGGUCCAGUGAACGAGAGAGAAUCAGGAUGAACGAGGCACUGAUGAAUUUGCUAUUGAGAUUAGACUCAGUUCCAGGAAUUGAUCCAUCUGUCAGGGAGCUGAGACGAGAUCUGAGUCGCCGGAUUGUAGGGCUGCAAGAGAUACUAGAUGCUGUUUCUGACACUAAAAUACAGAACUGGGAUGGAUUUCUAAUGGAUUGGGAUGAUGUUGUAGAGAGGAUGGAAAUGGAUGUAUGCAAAGAGAGAGGUGGCGGCGAUGAACUAGAGGCGUUUUGUGCUGAGCAUUUGGGAUUUCGAUGCCUACAAAGGUUUCUCCGCGAUCAAUGAUCUUAAUAUGUUAAUACGUAUAUCUAUAUCAAUAUCUAUACAUGUAUCUGAAUUGUUGAUCUUAUUGUAUAUGACUUCUCUUGCCUUGUUGCCUUCUCUCUGUGCUUA
Molecule: messenger RNA, 920 nt
Organism: Solanum pennellii
Lineage: Eukaryota; Viridiplantae; Streptophyta; Magnoliopsida; Solanales; Solanaceae
Product: BAG family molecular chaperone regulator 5, mitochondrial
Exons: 2
Coding region: 174-812 (212 amino acids)
Biological process (GO): protein folding
Cellular component (GO): plasmodesma
Molecular function (GO): protein-folding chaperone binding
Source: RefSeq, a predicted model, not a curated record